UAACCAAACAGAGGGGCACAAGUCACAUCCAACUCGUUCACAAAAUCUCCGCCACACAAGACCCACCUUUUCCUUUUGAAUGAGCCCUAGCCUCAGCCAUGUUGCUAGUUCUUCACAGAAUGGCCGCUUCUCAUUCUCUCUUCGCCUCCUCUCUCAAACUCACUUCGAACCAACUUCUUCAUCAUUAUCGAUGUCCGCUAAAGCGUAUCGUUUCGAUUUCCGGAGGAUUCAGUCGGAGCCGAAUCAGGGUGCUGCCGCUUUAUCACAAGGCCCAUGGACUGUCCACUACAUCUUCGGCCGUGGCCACUGAUUCCACUGAUUCUGCGGUUUUGGCUGAUGACAAGGGCUUGGGCGAGGCUCCGUCUGAAAAAAUUGUUCUUCCCACCAAUGAAUCGUCUGAGCGUCUCCUGAGGAUUCGCCAUACGUGUGCACAUGUAAUGGCUAUGGCUGUUCAGAAGCUCUUCCCGGAUGCAAAAGUGACAAUUGGUCCAUGGAUAGAAAAUGGGUUUUAUUAUGAUUUUGAUAUGGAGCCUUUGACAGAUAAAGAUUUGAAGAGGAUCAAGAAAGAGAUGGAUCGCAUCAUUGGUCGAAAUUUACCACUGAUUAGAGAAGAAGUUUCCAGAGAUGAAGCUCAGAGAAGAAUAAUGGCUGUCAAUGAACCUUAUAAAAUGGAAAUUUUGGAUAGCAUCCAGGAAGAUCCCAUCACCAUCUAUCAUAUUGGUGGUGAAUGGUGGGACCUUUGUGCUGGGCCUCAUGUUGAAUAUACUGGAAAUAUUAACAGGAAAGCUGUUGAACUUGAAUCUGUUGCUGGUGCUUACUGGAGAGGGGAUGAGAAGAAACAGAUGCUGCAGAGAAUCUAUGGCACAGCAUGGGAGAAUGAGGAACAAUUGAAAGCAUAUCUUCACUUCAAAGAGGAGGCCAAACGCCGGGAUCACAGACGCCUUGGACAAGAUCUUGAUCUGUUCUCUAUACAGGAUGAAGCUGGUGGAGGUCUGGUGUUCUGGCAUCCAAAGGGUGCCAUUGUUAGGCAUAUUAUAGAAGAUUCAUGGAAAAAAAUACAUAUAGAACAUGACUAUGAUCUGCUGUAUACUCCACAUGUUGCUAGGGCUGAUUUAUGGAAGACCAGUGGCCAUUUGGAUUUCUACAGAGAGAAUAUGUAUAGUCAGAUAACAAUUGAGGAUGAACUCUAUCAACUCCGACCAAUGAACUGUCCAUACCAUAUUUUGAUUUACAAGAGGAAGCUACACUCCUAUCGAGAUUUCCCAAUCAGGGUUGCAGAGCUGGGAACAGUGUACAGAUAUGAGCUAUCUGGAAGCUUGCAUGGCCUUUUUCGUGUAAGAGGUUUCACACAGGAUGAUGCACAUAUAUUUUGCUUAGAAGAUCAAAUCAAGGAUGAAAUCCGGGGAGUCCUUGAUCUCACUGAAGAAAUAUUACUACAAUUUGGUUUUAGCAAGUAUGAGGUGAACCUCUCAACCAGGCCAGAGAAAGCUGUGGGAGCUGAUGAUAUAUGGGAAAAAGCAACAUCUGCACUUAGAGAUGCUUUGGAUGAUAAAGGGUGGAGCUAUCGAAUUGAUGAAGGUGGUGGUGCCUUUUAUGGUCCUAAGAUUGAUCUCAAGAUUGAGGAUGCUCUUGGAAGGAAGUGGCAGUGCUCAACUAUACAGGUUGAUUUCAAUUUGCCACAGCGAUUUGACAUUACAUAUGUUGACUCAAACUCAGAAAAGCAACGACCCAUCAUGAUCCAUAGAGCUGUUCUUGGAUCCUUGGAGCGAUUCUUUGGAGUCCUCAUAGAGCAUUAUGCUGGGGAUUUUCCACUAUGGCUUUCUCCAAUCCAAGCUCGGGUUUUACCAGUGACGGACACACAGCUUGAGUAUUGCAAUGAGGUGACCAACAAACUGAAAGCUAAUGGUAUUCGGGCUGAAGUUUGUCAUGGUGAGCGCCUUCCUAAGCUCAUUAGAAAUUCUGAGAAGCAGAGAAUCCCAUUAAUGGCAGUUGUGGGCCCCAAAGAAGUUGAAACACAAACAGUUACAGUUAGAUCUAGGUUUGGAGGGGAGCUUGGAACCAUGAUAGUUGAAGAUUUUAUCAGCAGAACCAAGUCUGCUACAGAAAACAGAACAUCAUUUUAAAAAUGCAAAAAGCUUGUCAUCGAAUUGGAUGGGUAUCUGCAUGCCAGCAAAACUCCCCAUGGUACUUAUAUUCGAGGAUUUGUAUACCUGAAAUGUUUUCUUAUAUUUAUUCUUGGAUUCUUGAUUAGUUGUUAUCAAGAUGAAAUCAUCUUCUCUUUAGCUUCCAGUACUUUUUGUCAAGAUAUUUUGUUGAAUUUUUUUUGGCUGAAAGUAUAAAGUUGAUACCAUUCUUGUUGCUUCA
Molecule: messenger RNA, 2364 nt
Organism: Vitis riparia (riverbank grape)
Lineage: Eukaryota; Viridiplantae; Streptophyta; Magnoliopsida; Vitales; Vitaceae
Product: threonine--tRNA ligase, chloroplastic/mitochondrial 2
Exons: 8
Coding region: 99-2123 (674 amino acids)
Biological process (GO): threonyl-tRNA aminoacylation
Cellular component (GO): mitochondrion; chloroplast stroma; cytoplasm
Molecular function (GO): ATP binding; threonine-tRNA ligase activity
Source: RefSeq, a predicted model, not a curated record